ACGACCGGCCGGUGAUCGUAGCUUCAAUCGAGACCUGUAGCUAUCAUCUUGGACCCUUUGGGGAAGGCUUCGCGACGGAGGAAUCGGAAGCUUCCUCUGGUCGACAACCCCCGAAGAUACGCUUCUGAAACCCCCGAUUCCAUCACGAAUAUAUUCUUUUGCUGCUUUGAAGCCCUCGAUUUUGCCUCCGACGACCUCUCCGAGCCCGCUAAGACUGCCAUCCCCCGGGCCACUUUCGGUUUGAUUUCGCCGUAGUUCCCAACCCUACAUCUCCGGUGAAGGGGGUCAGGAGGUGUCUGCGUCGUUCACCGCCAUGGAAGGGAUCCGGAGGCGGCGUCCUGGAUUUCGUGCGAUUUUUAAUGCUUUAUGCGCUCUGGUAUUGUUCUUCUUCUUCCUGAGCAGAGAGGAUGUCUUCGGGAACCCUUUCAUUCGUCAAAGAUCUAGUUUUUCCUUCGACCAUACGUCAAAAUCCAACCUUUAUCCUCAUCGGAGGAUGGCCGAGUUUUCUUCCAUUAAUUCGACAAACGGGUCCGUCCCAGUCGAUCAGAAGAAUGAGUCGUUUGAAACCCUGGCGGAUCCCACCGUGGCGUGUAUCGGCAUACACCAGCGCGAGGGGUUUCUUACCCAGUGUGAUUUCCUGAAGGCCCAUCGUCAGUGCACUUCCGGUGGACUCAUCGAUUAUAUGUCCUUCUUCUACUGUGAUUGUGAGAAAUUUCAUGUUUUGGGUUAUGCUGUGCUGGGAAUAUGGCUGGCGGCUCUGUUCUACAUGUUGGGAAACACUGCAGCGGAUUACUUCUGCUGUAGCUUAGAGAAGCUCUCUGGCUUACUGAAGCUUCCGCCAACUGUUGCGGGGGUCACUCUGCUUCCACUUGGCAAUGGCGCUCCCGAUGUGUUUGCUAGCGUUGCAGCUUUCAUUGGCACAGGUGCUGGUGAGGUUGGCAUUAACAGCGUGCUGGGUGGAGCUGUCUUCGUCACUUGCAUAGUUGUCGGAACUGUCUCGCUAUUUGUUGCGGAGAAGAAUGUUCAGAUCGAUAAGAAAAGCUUCAUCAGGGAUAUCAGCUUCUUUUUGUUGACGUUGGGGUCAUUGUCCUUGAUCUUGAUUGUCGGAAGAGUGACACUCUGGGGAGCAGUCUUGUUUGUCUUGAUUUAUGCAGUUUAUGCCUUUGCCGUGGCAGCCAAUGAGAUGCUGAGGAAGCAUGCUCGGAGAUUGAAGUUAGACAUGGUGACUCCACUGCUCCCAGUUAGAGGAAGCAUCUUUUCUCAUGGCAGCGAAAAGGAUGGAUCCGUCCAUAGCUUUCUUCUUGAAGAUGAUCAUGACAACGAGGUGCCACAGCUGCAAAAUUCACUGCCUCAGUGGAUGUGGGCUUCGCAUGUGGCUAUUUAUUCAGAUCAGGGGAGCGGAGUAAAUUCAUUUGACAGCUCCCAGCCUUUAUGGGGUUGGAAUGAGCAAGAGGCAGGGACAUCGGGUUUCUCAUGUUCCAAGUUAUUUCUGUUGAUGGAGAUGCCCCUCGCUAUGCCAAGAAGGUUGACGAUUCCUAUUGUCGAGGAAGAAAGGUGGUCGAAGCCAUAUGCAGUCACAAGUGCCUUCUUAGCACCCAUUCUUUUGGCAUUUGUGUUUAACACCCAGGAGACUUCUAAAUUUAGUAUUGCUGCUGCUUACGUCGUAGGUGGCAUCGUUGGAGCUGGAUUUUCAGUUCUUGCUUUCGUAUACACCAGCCGCGAUCGUCCACCACAAAGGUGCUUGUUUCCAUGGGUUUUAGGAGGGUUUGUCAUGAGCAUCGUGUGGUUUUACAUCGUCGCCAAUGAGUUGGUUGCUCUUUUGGUGACCCUGGGUGUGAUUUUGGGGAUAAAUCCUUCGAUUCUGGGAUUGACAGUACUAGCUUGGGGUAAUUCGAUGGGAGAUCUGAUGUCGAACCUUGCCUUGGCUGUCAAUGGGGAAGAUGGUGUGCAGAUUGCCAUGUCAGGAUGCUAUGCAGGACCUAUGUUCAACACACUUGCUGGUCUGGGGAUGUCAAUGCUGCUCGGAUCUUGGUCGACUAAGCCAAACUCCUAUGCGCUACCACAAGACAACACCUUGGUGUAUACCAUGGUUUUUCUUGUAUCUGGACUUCUUUGGGCUCUCAUCAUCUUACCGUGGAACGACAUGCGGCCUAACAAGAUGUUGGGCUUUGGCCUCAUAACACUUUACCUUGUAUUUCUGAUUGUCAGGGUGAGUAAUGUAGUUGGUCUCUUACCAUUGGCUGGUUUACGAUGACCUCCUCUCUGGCUCUCAGGAGAACUAGAGAGCUCAUCUGCCGAUUGGCAUACCGAUGCACUCGUCUUUUCUGCCGGUUCUCCGUGCCGAGAACUUGGGUAGUCCCGAUCAUAUGAAGAAAGAGUGUUUUUGUGAUGUCCAAGUGUAUGCCUAGAAACCCAAGUUUGCACCUGUAACAUCCGAAGAUGGAUUUUCUAUGUCGGUGCACUUAAUUAUGUGUCGAAGGCAAGCACACUUUGCGAAGAUGGAUUU
This is a messenger RNA of Musa acuminata subsp. malaccensis (wild Malaysian banana), 2506 nucleotides long. The record is from RefSeq and is a predicted model, not a curated record. Lineage: Eukaryota; Viridiplantae; Streptophyta; Magnoliopsida; Zingiberales; Musaceae.